AUGUAUAGUGCCCAUAUAUCUCCCACCAGCAUCUUACCACCCUCUGCAGAUGUUUUAGAAAGAACAAUUAGAGCAGCUGUGGAACAGCACCUUUUUGAUCUGCAGAGCAGCAUAGAUCAUGAUCUUAAGAAUUUACAGCAGCAAAGUCUGCUGUGUAAUAAUGAAGCAAGAAGUAUUAAUUGUGAUGGGGAAAGGCCUAGUAGCCAGGUUGAUAUUGCAGAUGAUAUUAUUAAUGCCAGUGAUAGUAACAGAGACCAUUCAGAACCUGUGGCUGGCAGUAACUUAGAUAAUGAAGUUAUGCAGCAAGAUUUUGUAUUUGAGGAUCAAGAAAAUAACCAGUCUGUAGAUAUAUUGUUAGAGCCAUGCAGUGACCACGGUGAUAGUGAAGAUGGCUGUCUUGAGAGGAAAGAAUAUUUAUUAUUUGACAGUGAUACAUUGUCACACUUGAUUCUGGAUUCUAGUAGCAAGAUACGUGAUAUGAAUGCCAACACUGAAUCGGAAAUGCCAGGAGGUCAAAGUGUUGGUAUUCAAGGGGAAGCAGCAUGUAUUCAAAUUCCACAUUUAGAUUUGAAGAAUGUUUCUGAUGGUGAUAAAUGGGAAGAGCCAUUUCCUGCUUUUAAGUCUUGGCAGGAGGACUCUGAAUCUGGAGAAGCUCAGCUGUCUCCACAAGCUGGAAGAAUGAAUCAUCAUCCUCUGGGAGAAGACUGCCUUCCAGUAUUGUCACAUCGCAGUUUAGAUUUUGGGCAAAGCCAGCGUUUUCUACAUGAUCCAGAAUCACUGGAUUCCUCCUCUAAAGCGCUUUCUUUUGCUAGGAUUCGAAGAUCAUCUUUUAGUUCAAAAGAUGAAAAAAGAGAAGACAGAACUCCUUAUCAGUUGGUCAAGAAACUUCAGAAAAAAAUCAGACAAUUUGAGGACCAGUUUGAAAGGGAAAGAAACAGCAAGCCCUCCUACAGUGAUAUUGCAGCCAACCCAAAGGUAUUAAAAUGGAUGACAGAGCUUACCAAACUGCGGAAGCAAAUUAAAGAUGCAAAACAUAAAAGCUCUGAUGGAGUUGUACCUCAGACACGUCCACGUAGUAACACUCUUCAAAAAAGUUUUGGCUCUUCUCUUGACCAUGAAGAUGAAGAAGAAUGA
Messenger RNA from Castor canadensis (American beaver), 1134 nucleotides. The record is from RefSeq and is a predicted model, not a curated record. Lineage: Eukaryota; Metazoa; Chordata; Mammalia; Rodentia; Castoridae.